AGUUGAGUAUCUGAGCAAGUAUCAGUAUCAUCACUAAACAUGAACGGAUACAUGGUAUCAUUCUUUGCGAUAGUCGCAGUGGCAAGUGCUGGACUACUUCCAAACGAUCCUGUUCCAAUUCUAUCUCAGGACCUUGACGUUGGUUUUGACGGUACAUUCCGCAAUGCUUAUGAGACAGCCAAUGGAAUCAGUGUGCAAGAGCAGGGAUACCAUCAGCCUGGACAAACACCUGAGGAGGGUAACAACGUGGUGCAAGGAUCUGCUCAGUGGACUGCACCUGAUGGUACUCCAGUUUCCAUCAGUUGGGUCGCUGAUGCUAAUGGUGCUGAAUUUCAAGGAUCUCAUCUCCCAGUUGCACCAACUCCACCCCCAAUUCCACCAGCAAUUCAGAGAGCACUCGAUUACAUCGCAUCUCAUCCCGAGGAGAAUGAAGGACAGGUUCGACCAGUAGGCCGCAGAUUCUAAGACAAUCAACAGUGAUACUACAAAUGAGCUUAAUUAUCUUGUUAUUUAGUAGACUAUUGUAGAAACUCUUGUUUCCUACUGCCAUUCAAAUAAAUUACCUCAGUGUCAUUUUAAUCGA
Molecule: messenger RNA, 583 nt
Organism: Fopius arisanus
Lineage: Eukaryota; Metazoa; Arthropoda; Insecta; Hymenoptera; Braconidae
Product: cuticular protein 47Eg
Exons: 1
Coding region: 40-465 (141 amino acids)
Cellular component (GO): chitin-based extracellular matrix
Molecular function (GO): structural constituent of chitin-based larval cuticle
Source: RefSeq, a predicted model, not a curated record